AUGCCUGAGACUAUUCUGCCCAGGGUUGUGAGGUGUAUAAAAGAUAGGAGAAGACAACAUCGGCAUAGAUUACCAAAUUCAAGUUUGAAAAAAAUACCGACGCAUAAGUAUACAAAAGGUGAUCCUUAUGAAACCUGUGCGAUUUGUCUCGAUGAUUAUACUGAAGGUGAAAAACUGCGUGUGUUACCUUGCGCCCAUGCUUAUCACACGAAAUGCAUUGACCCUUGGCUGACAAAAAACAAACGUGUUUGCCCGGUCUGCAAACGCAAAGUUUUUGCUGCUGAUGAGACGGUUGUGACGGAUAGCGGGAGUGAUUCGGAUGGUGAUGACUCAACGCCACUCAUCAGAGAUGGACUUCAAGGCACACAAGGAGGAACAUUUACACUCCAAAGGGAGAAUCCAUUUACUCGGGCCCGGCGAACGCUAUCCCGCCGAGAUUCAAGCGCAUCAAAUGCCAGCGAAGAUAUGCCACCCUAUCUGAAUCAGUGCUUAGGAUGGGAGCAAAAUCAAGAGCGACGUGAAUCUAAUACAUCCGAUAGUUCAACGGAUUCAUUCAGAUCAUUGUUCGCAUCCGGCGUGAGCCGAAACACCUACGAAGUGAAUACUCCUGGAACCGCAGGGUUUUUAGUGUCUGACAGUCACAGCAUUAAUGCUUGGGGUCGCCUGCCUCUGGAGAGCUGAACCUCUACUUCAUUAGUCUAUCCUCUUUGGAAAUGACGUUGACGGUUACUGCCAACUUGGGGACGAAAAACUAAGGCUGAGAUAAUCUCAGUACGGAAAAUGAGAAGUGAAACGGCUUGUUAUGCACGUAUCUUUGUAAAUAUUCAUUAAAAAAAAGGGAUGGCAUAAAUGGGAAGCGCAUAUGCGAUUUAUAUUAUAAAACUAAGGUCAGUUUUCACGUAAUAUGUCGGGUUUAAAUUUUUAUUAAAUAACUUGCAUCAAGAGGUAGUGGAGGGAGUAGUUGCUUCGUGUAUAGAUACGCGGUAGCACUCGGCCUGGUUUGAAUGAGGAAUGAGACUCGAAAUAGUUACUUGGCUAAUACGUUACCGCGUAUCUCGACUAUGAAGGCGAUCGUAUGGCAACGAGAUAGUUACCUCUUGAAUUUUUAUUUUUCCGAAUAAAUGAGAAUAUUUUCAUA
This is a messenger RNA of Diachasma alloeum, 1138 nucleotides long. RefSeq names its product E3 ubiquitin-protein ligase RNF13. The transcript has 5 exons. The coding region runs from base 1 to 681 and encodes 226 amino acids. The record is from RefSeq and is a predicted model, not a curated record. Gene Ontology annotation, cellular component: cytoplasm; nucleoplasm. NCBI's taxonomy places the organism in Eukaryota, Metazoa, Arthropoda, Insecta, Hymenoptera, Braconidae.